This is a messenger RNA of Pochonia chlamydosporia 170, 213 nucleotides long. RefSeq lists its product as hypothetical. The record is from RefSeq and is a predicted model, not a curated record. Bases 1 to 213 code for a protein of 70 amino acids. NCBI's taxonomy places the organism in Eukaryota, Fungi, Ascomycota, Sordariomycetes, Hypocreales, Clavicipitaceae. The transcript has a single exon.
AUGCAGGCAAACUUAUCCCCAUUGGACACUUUCAUCAUGGCGUUUUCAAUACCAAUUGCUCAUGCUAUCUCCAUCUACCAGCUGGCUCAUUCGCUGCAGCCACUAAAGGGCGUGAGAAGCACAGAAUUAAUCAACGUUACAGCAGCAUGUUAUGUAGUCACGGCCAAACCUUAUGCUUGCCAGCCUCCGACUCCGGCCAAAUCAAAACCGUAG